AUGUAAGACUUUACAAGUUUAAUUUAAUAGACUGUUAAACAUGCCGUUGCAAAUACUGUUAAAGAAAUGCUUGAAAACUGUAAGUUUGAAGGAGAUCAUGCUAAUACAACAUUUGCAAAGAAUUUGUUUUUAGCAAACAAAAAGAAGAAGGAAUAGAUGUAUUUAGUAAUUGCUGUUCACGAUACUGAAAUCGAUAUGAAGGCUUUAACCACUCACUUCAAAGCUGGGUCAGGUAAUCUAAGAGCUGGUGAUGAAGCUGUAAUGGAGCAAAUCUUAGGAGUGAAAAAGGGAGCUGUUAAUCUGUUUGGUAUUCUAAAUGAUACUGAUAAUAAGGUAAAACUUGUCCUUGAUUCAAGAAUCGUAGCUGCUGAAAGAGUAGGCUUCCAUCCCAUGCAAAAUGAUGCUACUACUUCCAUUACUGUCAGCGAUUUACACAAAAUCAUUGAAUUAUCUGGUCAUAAUCCAGAGAUUCUUGAUUUUUCUUCAUUAUAAUCUGAAGCUGCUCCAUCAGGAGAAGCUAAACAAGCUCCCGCCAAAAAGGCUCCCCAAGCAAAGAAAACUGAGGAGAAGAAAGAAAAUGCUCAUCAACUUGGAAUUGAAUAUACUAAGGAGCAGAAUUUCUCAAAGUGGUAUCAAUAAGUUAUAACCAGAAGUGAAAUGAUUGAAUAUUACGAAAUUUCUGGAUGCUAUAUUCUGAGACCUCUCUCUUACUUUAUCUGGGAGAGCAUCUAAAAUUUCCUUGAUCCUAGAUUCAAGAAAAACGGCGUUUCCAACUGUUAUUUCCCAAUGUUCGUCUCAGAAGCAGCACUAAGUAAGGAGAAAGAUCAUAUUGCUGGUUUCGCUCCAGAAGUAGCCUGGGUUACCAAAUCUGGAAAAACUAAUCUUCCAGAACCAAUUGCCAUUAGACCUACUAGUGAGACUAUCAUGUAUCCUAGUUAUGCUAAAUGGAUUCACUCUCACAGAGACUUACCUCUAUGUCUUAACCAAUGGACCAAUGUUGUCAGAUGGGAAUUCAAACACCCAACUCCUUUCAUUAGAACAAGAGAAUUCUUAUGGCAAGAAGGUCACACAGCACAUGCUACAACUGAGGAAGCUGAUGUAAUGGUUCUAAGUAUUCUAGAUUAUUAUGCUGAUUGCUACAAAGAAUUACUAGCUGUUCCAGUUAUUAAAGGAAGAAAAUCAGAGGAGGAGAAAUUUGCUGGUGCAAAUUAUACUACCACAGUUGAACUUUACGUUCCAUCUAAUGGCAGAGGUAUCUAAGGUGCAACCUCUCAUUAGCUUGGUCAGAAUUUUGCUAAGAUGUUUGAUGUCUGGUUUGAAGACAAAGCUGGUCAAAAGCAAUUUGCCUGGCAAACAUCUUGGGGAUUCUCUACUAGAUCAAUUGGAGCUAUGAUCAUGGUUCAUAGUGAUGACAAGGGUCUUGUUCUUCCUCCUAGAGUGGCUUAAAUCUAAGUUGUUAUUGUUCCAAUUACCUAUAAGGAUGACGAUUCUAAUACCAUCUUGGCCAAAGCAGAGGAAGUGUAUAACUCAUUAAAAGCAGCAGGGGUAAGAGUUUUCUUAGAUGAUAGAGAAAAUUAUAACCCAGGAUUCAAGUAUAAUCAUUGGGAGCUUAGAGGAGUUCCAAUUAGAUUGGAGUUAGGCAAGAAAGAUAUUGAAAAGGGUGAGGUCAGAAUGGUUAGAAGAGAUAAUGGAGACAAAGCAUAAAUGAAGCAAGAAGAUUUAGCCUCAGAGAUUCCUCAUAUGCUCAAUAAAAUUCACAAUGAUAUGUACGAGAGAGCAUUAAAGACUAGAGAUGAGCAUAUGAAAGAAGCUUCUACUUGGGAAUAAUUCAUGGAAGCUCUUAACGCCAAGAAUAUUGUAUAAACUCCCUGGUGCAAUGUCCAAGAAUGUGAGAAAAAAGCAAAGGAUAAAUCAAAGGAGGAAUCCCUUAAAAUCAUGGAACAGGCUGGAGAGGAGGAAGAAGUUCUUACUGGAUCAGCUAAGACUCUAUGCUUGCCCUUCUAACCUUAGACUCCCUUAGUAGCUGGAGAGAAAUGUUUCCAUUGCGGAGAAGAGGCUAAAAUUAAGGCACUUUGGGGUAGAUCAUAUUGA
Messenger RNA from Stylonychia lemnae, 2091 nucleotides. NCBI's taxonomy places the organism in Eukaryota, Ciliophora, Spirotrichea, Sporadotrichida, Oxytrichidae. The record is from the annotation of a GenBank genome assembly.